This is a messenger RNA of Saitoella complicata NRRL Y-17804, 603 nucleotides long. RefSeq lists its product as uncharacterized. Bases 44 to 436 code for a protein of 130 amino acids. NCBI's taxonomy places the organism in Eukaryota, Fungi, Ascomycota, Saitoellomycetes, Saitoellales, Saitoellaceae. The transcript has 4 exons. The record is from RefSeq and is a predicted model, not a curated record.
CACAUAUCGACGUCGAACACCACAAAAUCCCAUACACCACAUCAUGUCCGCUGCCGGCCUUCCUUCACAAGAUCUCCCGCCUCAGGGUGGGUACGAGCCCGUCCAGUACAAGCGUAACCUGCCAAUGCGCGGUUUCCGUCCAUCUUACUACCUCUUGGGAAUGGGUCUCAUUUGCGGUUACGGAUUCUACGCGUUCGGUAAGGGUGUUCAUGAGAGAAGAGAGUUGAAGCGCGAGAAGACCUGGUCCCGUAUCUACCUCACCGCCGUCCUCCAGGCCGAAGUCGACAGAGACAACUACCGCAGACACCUUGCCGCAGUUAAGAGAGAAGAGGCGAUCAUGAGCCAAGUUCAGGGAUGGGAGGCCGGAAAGAGUGUAUACAACGGUGAUAGGUUCGUGCAGUCGCAGUACCUUGUCAUCCCCAAGGAGAUGAAGUAGGGGUCGGGUGCUGGGAUGGAGAAGAGGAAAAGUAGGGGAGAGAACAUGGGGUAGACUGAGAGGAAACGGGAGGGAGGGAAUGUGUGUACGCAUACAAGUAUCGAAAAAUAAUGGAUCGGUUUGCCACCUGUCUGCCGUGGUCAGCAUUGCCGAUGUGCGCUCUGGAA